Molecule: messenger RNA, 192 nt
Organism: Bipolaris victoriae FI3
Lineage: Eukaryota; Fungi; Ascomycota; Dothideomycetes; Pleosporales; Pleosporaceae
Exons: 1
Coding region: 1-192 (63 amino acids)
Source: RefSeq, a predicted model, not a curated record
AUGAACAGUAUGAUGACCAGUUUUGCUAUAUUCAUUAUUCAUUGUGAAAUCCUAAUUCCGCUGAGCAUCGGACUUAAACUGGAUGCAGGUAUUGAGCGCAUGCAGGUUGCGGACUCGAAAAGUAAUGUACCGACCGGCAGGGUGCAUAUUGCAUACGGGAAGGGGUGGUACGGGCCGGGUCCUGUAGCUUAA